Molecule: messenger RNA, 1277 nt
Organism: Felis catus (domestic cat)
Lineage: Eukaryota; Metazoa; Chordata; Mammalia; Carnivora; Felidae
Gene: SLAMF9
Product: SLAM family member 9
Biological process (GO): T cell activation
Cellular component (GO): external side of plasma membrane
Source: RefSeq, a predicted model, not a curated record
AUGAGGCAUCAUUUCUACCGCCAGAGGGACUGGAUGCGGAAGCAGCCUGUCUUCUUCAUAGUCUUGGGGGCCGAGCAGGCCAACCUCCUCGGGCGCAGGGCCGCUGACAUGGGGGCCCUUCGGAUGCUGUUCCUGCUCCCGCUGCUUGGGGCAGGGGACCAGCCUGCAGCAGCCACGAAGGUAAAACCCGGAGGGGGACGACCCAGACGGAAGCCAGCCCCUGGCAGGUGCUCAAGUCAGGCACAGUGGAAAGCUAGAGCCAGACAGGCGGCUGGGGGCGAGGCUGAGUGCGGGGCCCGGAAGCCGCACGGUCCGGGGGCCGUGUGCACGCGCCACAGCUCCGCUGCCAGGCUCGGCGGCCCCGAGACACCUGCGGGGCCUUUGCCUCCUUCUCCUCCUUUCCCUGCAGCCGACGGGGAUUCUGGAGAUGGCGUGGAGGCUGAGGAAGUAGUCGCUGUGCUUCAGGAGUCCGUCAGCCUUCCCCUGGAGGUACCAUUCGAUGACAAGUUCGAGGACGUCAUCUGGUCCUCUCGCAUAAGGCUUGCCACGGUGGUUCCGGGGAGAGAGGGACAGCCGGCUACCAUCACGGUGACCAACGCUCGAUACGCGGGCAGAGUGAGCUUCCCGGACCCCAGCUACUCCCUGCUCACAAGCAAUCUGAGCUGGGGGGACUCAGGGCCUUACAAGGCUCAGGUCAACCUGAGGACGUCCCAGAUCUCCGCCAGACAGCAGAAGGGCCUUUGCACGUUCCUCUUUCAUCUAGGACGGCUGUCGGAGCCUCGCGUCACGGUGGGCUUUGAGAACUCCAGGGAAGGUGGCUGUAAUGUGUCCCUGACGUGCUCCGUAGAGAAGGCGGGCCUGGAUGUGACCCACAGCUGGCUGUCCUGGGAACAUGGCCCUGAGACACUGACAGUCCGUGAGGGCUCUGCCCUCAGCGCGUCCCGGAGACCUGGGGACAAUGCCCUCUCCUAUACCUGCAGGGCCACCAACCCCAUCAGCAGCGCCCGUUCCUGCCUAGUCCUUGCCGGGCCCUUCUGUGCAGAUCCUGGCUAUGCCUCGGACACGUCCACUUACUUCUGCCUCUGGGCCAAGGGGCUGCUCUUCUCCUUCCUCGUGGUCACUCUGGCCGUGGGGCUCUGGCUCAUCUGAGCCCAGAAAAGAUGCAGAAUGCCAGGGAUGAGGACCCCCAGGAGAAAUGAGGCUGAAGCCUCGCCCCGGCCUGGCCCGAUCGCCCCUUGGGGACCCCUGUGCUGAGCACUCUUUCUUCCCAAUCCCUC